CACUGGCAGUCUGGCAGCAUGGCUUUCGGCAAGAGUCGGGGCCAGCACAGACAUGGUUUUCUGUUUUUGCCUGAUACUUUCCUUGGACCGCCAAGGACAAGUAGCUAGGUACUGGGAGGGAGACAAGCUGCGUUGUUCUCACAGAAAAUUCUGGCUCUGUAUCUUCAGAAGACGAAGUACAGGGGCUGCGCGGCGGGCUUGCAAGCUCUUUUGUGGGAGACCACUGCUUUUAAGGAGAAACCAUGGCGGGUAGCUCCAGCUGCUCAAUGCAUUUGGCUCUGUGGGCUACGCUGCUCUUUAGCGUGCUCUUAGGCUGGGGGGGCGCGGCGGCUUUCAACGUUACUUACCUCCAGGGAUGCGAUGUUUCCAACAACCUGACCCAGCUGUGGCUGAAUGGCACAGGCCUCAGGGGGCCAAUCCCCCCCGAGAUUGGCAAGUGUACGGCGCUGCAAGUUCUCAGCCUGAGCAAUAAUUCAAGGGUGAAUGGGUCCAUUCCGCCGGAGAUUGGGCAACUGACAAAUCUUAGGACCCUGGACUUGGGGAGCACCGGCCUCAGUGGGCCUAUACCCUCAGAGAUUGGCAACUGCACAGCGCUGCAAGUUUUGACCCUGCGGAGCGCCUAUAAGGUGAAUGGCUCCAUUCCCGGGCAGAUUGGGCAAUUGACCAACCUCACUACCCUCGAUUUGGGGAGCACCAGCCUUACUGGGCCUAUUCCAGAGGAGAUUGGCAACCUGCCUAGUCUCCAGGCACUGGAACUGGCGUUUAGCUCUGUGGGGGGCUUCAUACCAUGGGACGCUCUUUGUUCAAAGACAAACCUCUCGCUGCUAUUGCUCAACUCUACGGAGGUUGAAGGGCCCAUCACGCGCGAUAUUGGCAAGUGCACGGCGCUUAAGUACCUUUCCUUGACUGGCAACACCAAGGUGAACGGCUCCAUUCCCGUGGAGAUUGACCAGCUGGGUAAGCUAACAAAGCUUGAUCUCAGUGGCACGAACCUCAGUGGACCUAUCCCCAGUGCGUUUGGCAACGUCUCCAGCCUUGAGGUGCUAUUUCUGAAUGAUAAUAAUUUGACAGCACCGGUACCUUGGGAAGCCCUCUGCCAGCUUGCAAAGCUGUAUUCUUUGAACCUAGGCGGCAACUCGCAGCUCAAAGGUCCGCCCCCCCCACCUUGUGUGUGGAGCUUAACACGCCUGCGGAGCCUGGCGCUAACCGACAGCCCAGUGUUUGGGGGAACCCCGCUCCCUUUGGACUUUUGCCAGCUCGUCAAGCUGGAGUUUCUGUAUCUUGGGUCUACUAACCUAAGUGGCACAAUACCCCCUUGCUUAGGCAACAUGCCAGGGCUCAGAGCGUUGGGUUUGUCUGCAAAUCGGUUAGUGGGGCCCAUUCCCUCCGAGCUUGGCUCGCUCCGCAACCUUACCCUCGCAACACUCAAAGACAACAACCUGACCGGAAACAUUCCAGAGGAAUUCAGCGAUUUGGCCCAGUUAGUCUGGUUGAACAUUGCUAACAACCAACUUUCUGGCCCGUUGCCCGCCAAGGUGUUUGAAGGCCUCCGGCAACUCAUCUCUUUAGACCUGUCCAACAACAGUCUUACGGGGCCUAUUCCCACUGAGAUAGGCGCCAGCGGAGAGGCGUUUGACUUCCUCAGCCUGGCGCACAACAACCUCUCCGCAGUCAUUCCCCCGGGUCUUGGUAACCUCUCCAACCUAACCUACCUGGAUCUGAGUUACAACCAGCUGUCAGGCGAGCUCCCCGUGGAGCUGAGGGCACUCCGCCCCUCCAAGUUGGGCCACAUCAACCUCCGGCACAACAACCUGACUGGGGGGGUGGGCCCUAUCGGCCACCUCACAGCCCUAUCCGUGAUUGCCCUCGACAACAACAAUUUCAGUGGGCCUAUUCCCACCGCGUGGUUCAACAGUACCGAGCUUGGGACGCUCAUCCUCUCUUUCAACAGCUUCUCCGGGCCCAUCCCCUCAGCCAUUCGCAACAUGCGGCCCCCCAACAUCGCCGAAGUGUUGGCUCUAUUCACCGGCGUUCCUGCCUCCCAAUUCAGCCUCGUGGAGGAGAUCUUUGGGUCUAUCACCAUAAGCCUCGACUCCAACCAGCUCUCCGGCAGCUUCCCAGACAUAGGCCAAAUCAACGUCACCGCCAUAAUUUUCAAUGCUUCCGACAACAAGCUUUCGGGUACGUUCCGUGCGGGGCCCUUCAAAAAGAAAAAUUUUACGGCGAGCUACUUAGAGCUGAGCAACAAUGGCCCCCUCGAGCUCCUCCCCGGGUACAACCUGAGCGGGUGGGAGCUGGUCUCCCUCCCCAAUAUAUCCUCCCAGGGGGAUCCCCUCGUCGCGCCGGACAUGCGGGCGCUGACAAUUGCGGGGCGCGGCAUCCCCCCCAGCAAGAAACUAGACCUGGCGAGAAUCCCCGCCACGUGCCCCUAUGUAUCUUACGCCAACGGCAACGUCAACGACAUCAGCUUCUGGGACGCGUGCGACAAGUCUUUUGGAUGCGUUGUCAACCUCAUUGGCACGGGCUCAAAGCUCAGCCGCGCGACGCGUGAAAGGGUAUGCCUGGGCAAGAUCUCGGUCUUCUUGGAGGGCGACUCGCCGAGAGUCCAAUUCACAGCCUCGGGAGGCACGGGGUCCGCAUUCCUGGUGAACCGGCAGGGCAGCGUCUACUUCAACGACUCUGCAUUUGUCAACAAGCUCGACUUGGGCCCGGGCGGCGUGACUUAUACCGGUGUCGACUUUCCACGCGUCCAACGAGGCAACCUGUGCCGCAACGAGGAGGCGGCGGAGGUGGUGGGCAUCACCUAUGGCGUCUUCGCAGCGCUUAUUCUGGCCAGUGCUGCCGCGUGGUGGUGCGCCAGGGCCUGGGGCGUUUUCGAUAAGACGGGCGGCAAGCUUUCGCCUCGGAUUGCGCGUGGACUCGGCGCGGGCGCCUACCUCUGGGGCGUCGCGGGCUUCUUUGUAUCCUGGGGCGAUCUGGUGUCCGACGUCCAAGUGGUGGUCGAGAUCUGGGGGGUGUGGUCCGCCUGGGUGAUUCUGGGACUGAUCCUCGCGCCGUUUCUCCUGAGCGCGCUGUAUGCCGGGCGCGUGCUCUUGGAAGGUUCUGACUACCGUUGGUCCCUUUCGGAGGCGCGCUUCAAGUGGAUCCCCUUCUACAACCUGCCCGACCCCACUGAUCCCCUGCCUCUGAGCGCCCUCCCUUUGUGGAAAUACCCUCUCGUCCCACUCGCGCUCCCUGUCACUGUCGUAUACGUCAUCAUACUGGACCUCCUCGACCUGCUCGACAAGAUCGGCGCCCACCUGCGCUUCGGCCCCACCGUUUACUCUCUCCACGCCUACUCCGAGUUCCGGUCGCAAGCGGACCUGACGCUCCGCUCCAUCCCGCAAGCGGUGUUCCAGACGACGCUCUACCUGCUGGGCAGCUCGCGCGCCACGCGCAUCUACAUCGACGAGCAGAUCCUGUUCCGGUCCGUUGUGCUGUCGCUGCUGAACGUUUUCAUCCGGUUCAACUUCCUGGCGCACGAGCACCUCACGACGCGCGUCCCGGUGGGGACCAUCCUGCAGAGGCGCUUUGCGGCGCGCAACUGCCGCGCGACCGCGCUGCGUGCCUUGGGCGACGACGAUGAGAAGGUCGAUGAGCAUAUCUUUGAGAAGAUCGAGGAGCUGUAAUUGCAUUUGUACAUGCUUUCUAAAAUAUUGUAACAACAAGGCUCUCCGGCUGCGUAUAGGGUGUUUAAGCUGAAGAUCAUCAUUGUGAUUGCACAGAACGGAAGCCUGUCAGCACCCCGCCUAGAGUUGAUGCCGUGCUAGGAGAGUCAUCAGAGUGGCUGCGCUAGUAGCAUCCAUUAACUACUUCAGACGAACCGGACUUGAAGUUGGACGGUCGUGUAGGGGUCACGAGUUUGGCUAGACUCAAUCAAGCGCAGCCCUAAACAUAUUACUGGUGUCUAGUCUGUUCAACUAUCCGUCUAAUGAGUCCGUCUCCAAUUUCGCAUAAAGCUUCUGCGCUAAGUUUGGCAGGGCCCCUUGAUUUAUCCUAUACCGCAUUGGUUCAUGGAUUUUAGAGCAGAUGUACGUCUUACUACCGUAGAGACUUCGACGAUGUUCCUGCGUGAUCCAACCGUCCAAC
Messenger RNA from Klebsormidium nitens, 4128 nucleotides. The record is from the annotation of a GenBank genome assembly. NCBI's taxonomy places the organism in Eukaryota, Viridiplantae, Streptophyta, Klebsormidiophyceae, Klebsormidiales, Klebsormidiaceae.